This is a messenger RNA of Acanthoscelides obtectus, 1111 nucleotides long. The record is from the annotation of a GenBank genome assembly. NCBI's taxonomy places the organism in Eukaryota, Metazoa, Arthropoda, Insecta, Coleoptera, Chrysomelidae.
UAUAAACCUUGUUUUUGUAUCUUUUUCGAGUUCCCGAUCAUCUCUGGUCGACGGCGUACUUGAUCUCAUAAAAUGGUGAAUGUGCUAUGCACUGUUUAGUCUAAGAUAACUCAACUUCAGCCAUUUUUAUCUGAUAACCUGCAAGAUUUAAGAGGUUGUGCCCACUGAGACAUUUGUUCAGGAUGUCAAAAUCAGCUGUUUCGCGAGCAACUUGUUUAUUUAAAAGUCCAAAGUAUCUACCCGGUUUUACUCAAAUAAGCAAAAUGAGCAACUGGCAAGCGGAAAAAGAAAAAUUCCUCAAAAUGGAUCGUGAGGAGAAACGUAAAGUUUACAAGAAAUACGUAACCUUGGAGGACAUACCAACUUGGAGGCAGUAUGCCGAAGGAAAGGAAUUGCUGCCGAAAAUUGCUAUGCUUGGAGGAAGUACGAUUGAUGGCUCGAAAAACAAGGCUCUGGCAGAUAAGAUUUCAUAUUUUAGCGGAGAUAUCACAACCUUAGAGAUUGACGCGAUAGUGAAUGCAGCAAAUAGUUCGUUACUAGGAGGUGGUGGUGUAGAUGGAGCCAUACACAAGGCUGCUGGAUCGCGUUUAGUUGAAGAAUGUAAAACACUUGGUGGAUGCGAUACAGGAGAGGCAAAAAUCACUGGAGGAUACAGGCUACCGGCAAAAUAUGUUAUCCACACAGUGGGCCCCAGAGGCGAAAAACCGGAUUUACUAAAAAACUGCUACACCAACAGCUUGAAAGUAAUGCUUGCCAACAAACUACGAAGCAUAGCCUUCCCUUGCAUCUCGACAGGCAUCUACGGUUACCCUAACCUUCCGGCAGCGCACGUUGCAGCCUAUGCGGUCAGGAAACAUCUAGAAGCGCACGGAGACCAAGUUGACAGGGUGAUAUUCUGUCUGUUUAUGCCCGAGGAUAAGGAAAUCUAUGAACAGUUGUUGCAAUCAUAUUUUCCGCUGGAGUAGGAUUAUGCUGUUUUUGGAAAUUUUACAGGGUUGUAAUUGUUUAGUUUCUAUUUUUUACGUAUUUGGAUAUUGGCGUGUAGCGAAAAUGCAAUUUUUAUACUGAAUAAAAGGUUUGAUCAGGAGUAUUAUGGAUCAUUGCUUAGGAA